Lactuca sativa (garden lettuce) is the source of this 1896-nucleotide messenger RNA. RefSeq names its product putative wall-associated receptor kinase-like 16. Gene Ontology annotation, biological process: protein phosphorylation; cell surface receptor signaling pathway. Gene Ontology annotation, cellular component: plasma membrane. NCBI's taxonomy places the organism in Eukaryota, Viridiplantae, Streptophyta, Magnoliopsida, Asterales, Asteraceae. The record is from RefSeq and is a predicted model, not a curated record. Gene Ontology annotation, molecular function: ATP binding; protein serine/threonine kinase activity; polysaccharide binding.
AUGCUACCAAAAUCUUUCAUGCUUGUGGUAUCAUUAUUGCUGUGGCUACACGAGGCACGAGCCUCCCUAGCGAAGCCUGGUUGCCAGGAGACAUGCGGUAACGUAACUGUCCCAUAUCCAUAUGGCAUUGGGAUCGGUUGUUACAUGCACAAGUCAUUUGAAGUCUCGUGCAAUAAAUCAUCACCAGAUGUUGCUCAUCUUUGGUUUGUGAAUCAUAAUAAAUUCCCCAUUUUAGAAAUAUCUAUGGAUUCCGUACGUGUAACUGGUAAUUCGCGUUUCAAUUGUAAUAAUUCCGGAAAUAUAUCAACUCAUGUAGUUCAACUGGACCUACACUUCAGUUAUUCACAUAAAAAAAAUGUCUACAUAGCAGCGGGAUGUAACAUAUCUGCUCAUUUUCUAUCAAUCGGUUACGGGUAUUUCAAAGAAGUUGGAUGCGUUUCUAACUGUAUCACAGCUACUGCUACUCGAUCUUUCACUUGUAAUGGCUCAAAUGGUUGCUGCCAAAGUAAUAUUCCAAUAGAAACAAGUUUAUUUCAGGCUGUAAUCUUAAAUCAUGCCAGUGAGGCACCAUGUAAUAAUGUUCUUGUUGCGGAAAAGGAAUAUGUUAUAGUACCAAAUCUCUAUAAACUCGAGGACGAAUAUACGUACAGGUUUCCCGUGAUCUUAAAUUGGGUUAUCUCACUGACGAGUUGCCACCAAGCUCGCCUGAGAGGAGACGAUGUAUGUGGCCAGAACAGUCGCUGCGUUGACUCAACCCACAGCCUGGGACAUAACUGCCGCUGCAUGAAAGGUUACACUGGGAACCCAUACCUUCCCACCGGAUGUCAAGGAAUUAUUGCUACUGUAAUUGGAAUCAUUGCUAUUGGUGCUAUUGGUCAUUGGACAUAUAAAGAACUCCGCAGAAGAAAGGAAAAUAAGAUCAAGCAGGAGUUCUUUAAAAGGAACGGUGGAUAUCUAUUGACGCAGCAUAUCUCAGCUAAUAAAUCACAUGCAAUUAAACUAAAAAUUUAUUCUGCGAAAGUGAUAGAGAAGGCAACGAUUGGUUUUAGUCAAAGUCGGUUACUUGGCAAGGGAGGACAAGGUACAGUGUAUAAGGGUUUUUUGACAGAUGGAACCAUUGUAGCCAUAAAGAGGUCAAACAUAGUAGAUGAAGACCAGGUAGAACGAUUUGUUAAUGAAGUUUUCAUUCUUGCACAGAUAAAUCAUAGGAAUAUAGUUAGACUGUUAGGUUGCUGUUUGGAAUAUGAAGUCCCAUUAUUGGUGUAUGAGUAUUUAUCCAAUGGCACCCUCUCACAACAUCUUCAUGAUGGGGCAGAGGUUUCCAAAUUCUCAUGGAAAGAUCGUAUGCGAGUGGCAAGGGAUGUUGCAGGAGCAUUAUUCUAUUUGCACUCAUAUGCAUCCCCAGCCAUAUUCCAUAGGGAUGUUAAGCCACAUAACAUCUUAUUGGAUCAGAACUACAAAGCUGUAGUGUCUGACUUUGGACUUUCAAGGUCAAUACCUCUCAGCAGAACUCAUCUAACUACAAAAAUUGAAGGCACAUUUGGAUACUUGGAUCCAGAGUACUUCCGGUCGGGGCAACUUACUGAAAAAAGUGAUGUUUACGCCUUUGGUGUGGUACUUACCGAGCUCUUAACCAGAAGAAAAGUUGUAUCUUCAAUAAAUUGUGGUGAAGGUCUGGUUUCACGUUUCCAGUUCUUAGUGAAACAUAACCGCGUGUUUGAAAUUUUAGACAAGCAAGUUCUGGAUGAAGCUCUGAUGGACGAUAUUCUUCUUGUCACCAAGCUUGCUAAGACAUGCAUGAAGAAGAAUGUGAAGGAAAGACCAACCAUGAGAGAGGUGGUCAUCGAUUUAGACAAAUUAAAAGUAGUACAACUGGAACUUCCUCGUAAGGAGUGA